GCUUACGACGUUUCGUCCUUUUUUUUCGUGUAAUUUGUUUGUGUUUUUUUUUUGUGUGUCUGUUUGGAAAUUCGUGCUCGUCUAGUGGUAAAAACCGGCGGACCGUUUUCGGGAUUUGAUUCAAAUUUGCCGCGACCGCGUCUCCAUAUCGAUUCCGAUUUCCGUCUGAUCGCAGUCGCAGUUGUGAAUUUCUUUUGACGACUGUCUCAAAAUCUUUACUCGUGUGAAGCUGCUUUUUUUAAAACCGUAAAAACAAAUUUUUGUAUGAGUCAAAAGGUAGAAAAACCAGUCCUAUCCGGUCAACGCAUCAAGACCAGAAAAAGAGAUGAAAAGGAGAGAUAUGAUCCAAUAGGGUUUAGGGAUGCAAUAAUCUCUGGCCUCGAUAAAUGUUCAAACGACUUUGAAGGAAUUUCACGAUUUUUGGACAGUGCAGGAAAUAAAUUAGACUACCGUCGUUAUGGAGAGUGUCUCUUUGACAUCCUUAUUGCUGGAGGCAUAUUGGUUCCAGGAGGUUCACUGUCACAAGAGGGGGAUGGGCCUCACAAGACGGACGCGUGUAUUUUUAACGCCCCGGACGAGAUCGACAUGGACAUCAUGAAGAGUUGGGAACAGGUGUUCGUCAAGCUGAUGCGCCGCUACAAAUACUUAGAGAAGAUAUUUCAAGACGAGAUCAAGAAGAUAUUGAUGUUCGUCAAGUAUUUCAACCCCGCCGAAAGGAAAAAAUUGUCUGUGAUGGUGUCGCUGUGGAUAGCGAACGCGAGCAUCCCGUUCAACGCGGUGCUCGUGCUGAACAACUCGCACUUGAUCAAGGACCACCUCGCACUCGACUUCCUCAUCGACAUGUUCAAGUGCUGGCGCCAGGAGAAGGGCGUCAAUUCGCUGCACUCGGCGAUCAAACGGUCCAACAUCGAAUCGCACCUGAUCAGUUUCGUUCCGGACACGAAGCAGUCGCAGCUCUACUUCCGGAACGCCUUCCAGGAGAACGGGCUGGAGGAGAUACUGAAGCUGUACAACGAUCAGCACUUGCAGCUGGCCAAGAAGGAGCUGCAGGUGAUGCUGGCCGAGGCGUUGGCCGAGAACCGUGCCCAGCGUGACAUCAUCGCCGAAAUGAAGGAGCUGGCCGCCAAGGACCAAAUCCAGGAGCACGAGACCGUCUGCAUCAUUUGGACGACGGUCAUGGACAUACCGGAGUGGUCCAAGAAGGAGGAGCUCGUCACCGAUCAGGCGGUGCGCCACUUGAAACAGUACACCGGCCUGUUCGCUGCGUUCACGCAGCAGGCGCGCGCCGAACUCAGUCUCAUUCUCAAGGUCCAGGAAUAUUGUUACGCGAACAUGACGUUCAUGCGAGCCUUCCAGAAAAUCGUCAUGCUUUUUUAUAAGACGGACGUGGUCGGCGAGCAGGCCAUUCUCAAGUGGUACAAGCAGGAUUACAGCAGCGUCAAGGGCAAGAUGAUGUUCGUCGACCAGAUGCGUCAGUUUGUUGAGUGGCUGCAAAACGCGGAGGAGGAAACCGAUUCCGACGCGAGCAGCGAUUAAUUCAAUUGGUCCGACGACUCGACUCGUUCCACAACAACAUUAUCGGUGCCACCACACUUUUUUCAUCAUUUAAAAAUAGCAUUUUUUCCAAUGUAAUUUUGAGAAUUUUUUUGUAAAAUAAACAUUUCUGGUGCCUUACUCUGUUGGUGUGUGGCAGGCAAUAGUGUCCCGGGGUAUAAUCUGUAAUAAUAUUGACCUCUAUUAAAAUUUGUACUUCGUUCAAGAGUAUUAGUACAUGGGAAAAAAUGAUAUUUCUAUCAAAAUAUCGCCAAUAUUGUCGAACUCAAUAAUAUGUUAUAUAUAAUGAUUUAUUGUCAAUUUUUUUAAUAUACAAACAAAUUUUAAAUACAA
Molecule: messenger RNA, 1887 nt
Organism: Aethina tumida (small hive beetle)
Lineage: Eukaryota; Metazoa; Arthropoda; Insecta; Coleoptera; Nitidulidae
Gene: kra
Product: protein krasavietz
Exons: 5
Coding region: 265-1536 (423 amino acids)
Cellular component (GO): cytoplasm; membrane
Molecular function (GO): protein binding
Source: RefSeq, a predicted model, not a curated record